This is a messenger RNA of Quercus lobata, 1212 nucleotides long. RefSeq lists its product as uncharacterized. The transcript has a single exon. Gene Ontology annotation, molecular function: nucleic acid binding; RNA-DNA hybrid ribonuclease activity. NCBI's taxonomy places the organism in Eukaryota, Viridiplantae, Streptophyta, Magnoliopsida, Fagales, Fagaceae. The coding region runs from base 1 to 1212 and encodes 403 amino acids. The record is from RefSeq and is a predicted model, not a curated record.
AUGUCCAGUCCUGAAGCCGACGAGGUUUUAUUCGCCUAUAUUGCUGUGGCCCCUCACGCAGUGAGCCUAGUGCUAAUCCGGGAAGACAACGGCACACAACGGCUUUUCUACUACGUGAGCAAAUCAUUGCAGGAAGCAAAAAUCCGUUACCUCCCCCUCGAAAAGGCUGUAUUGGCAAUCGUACAAGCCACGCGAAAGCUCCCCCACUACUUCCAGGCACAUACCGUUGUUGUACUAACCCAACUCCCAUUCAGAUUAAUACUCAGGAGCGCCGAUUACACGGGUAGAAUAGCAAAGUGGGGGACGAUUCUUGGCGCCUUCGACAUUUGGUACAUGCCUCGUACCGCUCUGAAGGGCCAAGUCCUCGUAGAUCUGGUAGCUGAGUUUGCCGAACCCUCAUCAGAAGGAGGAGGAGGGCUACUAUACUCAGACGAAAAACUGAUCGGUGCAGUCUCUCGGCAAGAACCCACUUGUUGGAAAGCAUACGUCGAUGGCGCGGCCAGCCAAAGGGGCUCAAGGGUGGGGCUCGUCCUGAUUUUCCUCGAGGGGAUUACCAUCGAAAAAUCGUUAAGGCUAGUCUUCUCCGCCACGAAUAACGAGGCAGAGUAUGAGGCCUUGUUGGAAGGAAUGUCUAUGAUCCAGAAACUAGGCAGGAAAUCUAUAAGCAUCUUCUCGGACUCAAGACUUGUCGUGGGACAAGUAAAUGGGGAAUUGGACGCGAGGGAUGAAAGAAUGCAAAAGUACCUAGUCCAAGUCAAGUGCUUGCAAGUGCAUUUCAACUAUUUCAGCCUAAUGCACAUAUCCAGGAGCAAGAACACCCACGCUGACUCCCUUGCAACGCUCGCCAUGUCCUCGGCGCAACCCCUCCCUCAAGUCAUACUCGUAGAAGAUCUAUACAGGCCAUCGAUGGUGAGAACCGAGUUGGUGCAUGUUCACAGCGUCAGGGCAAGGCCAAGCUGGAUGGAUCCUCCAGUACUAUUUUUAAAGAAUGACAUCUUACCUGAAGAUAAGAAUGAGGCCGACAAGAUUAGAAGAAAGGCUUCUCGAUUCUGGCUAUCUGAGGACUCCAAACUGUAUAAGCGCUCAUUUUCAGGACCGUACUUGCUAUGCGUGCAUUCAGAUGCCACUGAGGCUAUCCUAGAGGAAUUGCACGAAGGAAUUUGUGGGAGCCAUAUGGGGGGUAGGUCUUUGUCCCAUAGGGCCAUAGGCUAA